Pisolithus orientalis is the source of this 1376-nucleotide messenger RNA. RefSeq lists its product as uncharacterized. The record is from RefSeq and is a predicted model, not a curated record. Bases 207 to 1289 code for a protein of 360 amino acids. The transcript is spliced from 3 exons. NCBI's taxonomy places the organism in Eukaryota, Fungi, Basidiomycota, Agaricomycetes, Boletales, Pisolithaceae.
UUACGACCGUGCGCAUUUUCGUUGACAAGAGUGUUGCCUGGACACGAUUGUAAUUGUGAAGGCAACUAAUAGUCGUUUCUUUUCGUCAAAGAACUAGACAAUGGGAAGCCCGCGCAAAGGCAUGAGAACCAGACAUGCAUGUCACAUAAAUAUGACGCGCUCGUGCAACGCGACUUCCCUGGCAGAGAUAACUAAGUAUCGAACUCAUGGCACCAAGGACUCGGUCUGCUAGCGGUGCCAUUAGCUCUCCUACCACGCCUUCUAAGCCGUCCGUAAGCACAGGCUCAAGCGGGUUACAUACCCCCGGAAGUACACCUCGUCGCGCUCCCCAUUGCACCAAGUGUGGUCGUCCUCGUGCGGGCCAUCCUCGUUCUGGUUGCCCUUAUGUUGCGCAGUCGAAUCCACCUUCUCCUUCCAACAAAUCGAAACCAGUCUCUGAAACCACAGCACCUCAUCCAGAAGAUGACAUAGCGGACGACUUGUCGUCGUUGCGCCUCGUCACUCCCACCGAAGAAACAGGAUUAGUAGUAGAUCGGACAAAACGUCUCAAACGUCGCCUCUCAGUCCGAUUUGCGCUUGUUCCUGCAGAAACACUGGCCUCGCUGUCCUCCUCAAGUUCCGAACUCGUGGAGAAGCUAUUGACGCCAGGAAUGAUGGGUGACACGUGCGAUAGUGAUGAUUAUGAGGGGGGGCUACAGUGGAAGAGGUCGCUCAUCCACGCGGAGCCUGCCUCGCGUGCACUAGCCGCACGUGUUGUUACUGCUGUGGACGAGGAGAAAAAACCGAUACAGGUUACUGGGAAACUACUGUCGCGUGAGAUGCCGGGCACUCUAUUCACCCCAACUGCGAGCCUCACGUCGACCGAGCCAUUAUCUGAUGGCAACAUUGGAGGAUCGAUCAACAUGGACGACACCUUAUUUUUGCUCCCGGAUCCGGAUAUUAAGAAGCCCAAAGCUUUGCAGCGCACUAUGAGCAUCGAGCAACGCUCACUCUUUUUGGAGCGUCUUAGUCGCUCCUCUGAGAGCGCGCCCGCCACCUUGGUAUCCAUCUCAAAUGAUGAAGUGAGAAGACUUGGAUUUAUUGUCCGGGAACUCUCUAGCGGUAGGCAAGAUGGUCAAAGGUGGAUGAUAUUGGGCACGGACUCCCAUGCUAUGGAUUUGCUGGAGAAGAGGUUCGAUGAGGAAGAUCGGAAGAGAACGAAUGCGCAAUGUGGAGGAAAACUUAAAGCCGUCGCAGGGGGGGCGCUCUUGGGCGCCGUGGCGACCUGGACCGGCCUCGCAUUUUCCUAAUCCCUUACCUAGCGCACUGUAAGACUCCUGUAUCAUGAACUUUGGACUACCUCCGGACCGAGACUGUGACAUUCUGCGUUAUUGGAA